Salpingoeca rosetta is the source of this 2274-nucleotide messenger RNA. Its product is annotated as iduronate-2-sulphatase. NCBI's taxonomy places the organism in Eukaryota, Choanoflagellata, Craspedida, Salpingoecidae. Gene Ontology annotation, molecular function: iduronate-2-sulfatase activity. The transcript is spliced from 21 exons. The record is from RefSeq and is a predicted model, not a curated record. The coding region runs from base 1 to 2091 and encodes 696 amino acids.
AUGUGGCAGGUCGGAAGGCUGCAGGCUCAGCCAUCAGCCCAGGCUCUGAGCAGGCACCUGCGGCGCUUCCAUGCUGCGAGAAGCGUGUCUUCGCCCAAGCCCACCAAUGCAGCCCACCAAGCAGCCGUUGUUUCUUAUUAUGACGUGCUUGGCGUUGACCGCUCCGCCUCUGCACAGGACAUCAAGAAGGCUUAUUAUCAACAGUCCAAGAUCUGGCAUCCAGACAAGAACCCCGGAGACGCAGAUGCCGCGGACCGCUUUGCUUUGUUGACUGAGGCAUACAACAUCCUUUCACAGACCGAAUCCAGAGCGCAGUAUGACCGCGGAGCCGCUGUGUCGACACAGCCUGGUGCGUCGCCCGGGCCGGUGUUUCGAAACCAAAGGCGUCAGGGACCACUGAACUACAACACACAGUUUGACUUUCAGGAAUAUUACAAGAAACACUAUGGAGACGCCAUCCGACGAAAGAAGGAACGCGAGCAGCGCUUCGAGCGAUACAAGCAUGUCCUGGACCAAGACACAGGGAACUUUGUUACCCUGUUGACGUUUUGCCUCAUGUGCGCGUAUGUGCUCACAAACCUGGCCAAGAAGACUGGAUCUGUUAUCUUCGACCGCGCCUACGUCCAACAAGCCAUUUGCUGCCCAAGCCGAUCGUCCUUCCUGACAGGCCGACGCCCGGAUACUACCAAAGUCUGGGACCUCGACACGUACUGGCGGCAGGCUGGCGGAAACUUCACCACCUUGCCAGAGGUGUUCAAGGAGAGCGGUUACUGGACCGUGGGCAUGGGCAAAGUGUUUCAUCCGGGCUUCAAGGACGAUGCACCGUAUUCAUGGUCGGAGCCAUAUUACCACCCAGAUGACGGUGGCAUUGGCGAGAACAUGACAGACUGCUACACGGAAGUGAAGGAGCCGAUUACGGACGAUGACAUCAGUGACGGCAUGGUGGCGCGCUAUGCAGAGCGAAUGCUUCAGGAGGCGGCAAAGAAGAAGAAUCCUUUCUUCGUCGCCGUUGGGUUCCGCCGUCCUCACAUGCCGUGGAAUGUGCCGGCCAAGUACUACGACAUGUACCCGCCGUCCAACAUCACGCUCGCCGACCACAACCAGCCGCCAAAGAACUACGGCGACGCACAGAAGUGGAGCUGGGAUCCGCAGAGCGGGCCGCGGCACUGCGGAUAUAUGAAGAAGAUGUCGCAGGGCACCCCGCCCCCAUAUGGCGAAUACGCGCUCGUUCCAGACUGGCUCUCGUUGCUCUUCCGCAGAGGGUACUUUGCGUCUGUGACUGCGACUGACCGCAACGUCGGGGUUGUGCUUGACGCGCUGCACAAGACGGGAAAGGCGAACAACACCAUUAUCAUCUUCUUCGGCGAUCAUGGCUGGCACCUCGGCGACCAGGGCGAGUUUGGAAAGAAGACCAACUUUGAGCGCGGGACGCGCACGCCACUCAUUGUCCACAUCCCACCCUCGCUGCAGCACGAGUUCCCCGAAUUGUACAAGAAGCAAGGAGGCCAGCGAACCAACGCACUUGUUGAGUUUGUGGACAUCAUGCCAACCAUCAUGGAUCUUGCCGGUCUCUCCGCCCCCGCCAUUUGCCCCAACGUGUCCAAGGACGUGAAGCUCUGUGCCGAGGGCGUCUCUCUCAGGCCCGUGCUGGCAAAGCCCUGGGCCUCCUCGGAUUUCAAGGACGCCGUCUUUAUGCAAUACGCCCACUGCAUGCAUGACGAUUUCAUCUGGCACGACGGCUGCAAAGACCCCGCGGAGCCGAAGGUGAUGGGUACGCCGUUCGCACACGCAGGUGGCGGUACAUUGAGUGGGUGCGCAUCGACAAGACAACCUUCCCGCCCACCAUUCACUGGGACCAGGUGCUUGGUGUGGAGCUGUACGACCACACAGAGGACGACACUGUGGAGAAUGUCGCCGAAAGCGUCAACCUGGCCGGCACCAUGCCUGACGUUGAGCAGCAUCUUAGCCGCAUCCUACACAACGGCUGGCGACACUCGCUGCCGUCAAAGUAGCUGUGGUUGCUGUCGGUGUUGUUGCUGCUGUAGUUGUCCCAACACAUCUGUGUUUGUGGCUUGCACGUACUGCGGAUGAUGGUUGUUUGCUUAUGCCGCUGUCUGGGUGUGUGUGCAGGCGUGCACCUAUUAUCCCGCUUCUUGUUAAGUGAAGUUUCUUUGCGGGUCAUCGUUGAUCAUUCUCAAAUACACAUGCAUGGGCAACGGUCGAUCAACAACAUGUCCCCAUCAACACGCAAGCCCCAAAACAUAACACAGAAAG